AUGCACUGGCAAAAGAACUUCCUUGGCUCCCAAAUGAGGGCUUCCAUUCGUCUAGGCGUGGAUUCGCUGCCUGAACCGACCGCAGCCCAAACUGAGAGGAGGACGGCUUUGACGCUACCAAGGCAGAGGCAGUCCCAAACUCAGAGGCACUCGCACUUCCUCCCCUCGCUGAUC
Iphiclides podalirius (scarce swallowtail) is the source of this 174-nucleotide messenger RNA. The record is from the annotation of a GenBank genome assembly. Lineage: Eukaryota; Metazoa; Arthropoda; Insecta; Lepidoptera; Papilionidae.